Prunus armeniaca (apricot) is the source of this 522-nucleotide messenger RNA. NCBI's taxonomy places the organism in Eukaryota, Viridiplantae, Streptophyta, Magnoliopsida, Rosales, Rosaceae. The record is from the annotation of a GenBank genome assembly.
AUGUUGUUCAAAUCUUUCAUCGAGCUCUGUGGGAUCGGUGGUGGCUGGCUCAUUUCAGCCCUGCCGGAAGCCAUGAAUCUAUUAAGUUGGAACUAUCACGGGCUUGGGAACCCCUCGGCAGUUAAUGGGUUGAAAAGUAUAAUCCACGAAGAAGGUCCAAAGAUUGUUUUUCUAUGCAAAACUCCUUGUAAUAGUGCUCACAUGAAGAAAUUGUCAAAGCAACUUGGUUUUAGGGGAUUGACAAGUGUCAGUAGUACAGGUUAUUCUGGAGGUUUGGCAUUGUUCUGGAAGGAAGAGGUUUUCGAGAUUUGGGCUUCAAUAGGUAUAAGUUUACUUGGAAGCGCCACUUCGGGGCUGGAUCGAGCUUUGGCUACAACAUCUUGGCAAAAUCUCUUUCCGGGUUUUUCUGUUCAGCAUUUGGACCCAAGCCGAUCAGACCAUCUUCCCAUUCUUGUGAGAAUACGGCAUGCAACGUGCCAAGAAGAUAAAGCAGAUGACUUGGGUGCUCCAAAGAUGGAGUAA